AUGAUGUCCAUCCCAAACCUCACGGAUGCACCAGGUGGAAUACUCAUAGCGCACAGCCACAACCAGUCAACGAGCGCCGUGCCUUCUGGCGGUUCAGUGGAUCCUAACAAUGAUGUCCGCGGUAACAUAACGCGCCUUACUGCGCGCGCAAGGCAACUGUUGGUUAGCGACAUAGACACGCGAGUUGUCCGAAACGGCCUCAGCACAUACGAAAUGUCGCGCAAAACAGCCACGGAUGCACGGUUGUGGGCACAGGUAGCUGGUCAAGCAACCUCUUCACAGGCAUCAGUAGAACUCUUUAUGGCAAGCCUCGGUUUCAACCUUCAGGAGCAGCUGCGUCUCCUUCAUCAAUUACACACCAACCAACUGCCUAUUGUAGGGAGAAACCAGUUGGAUAGCCUCGAUGCACCGUGGGAUACACAAGCGAGUGACGAACUGGGCACCGCACUGGAGGUGUUUGUGGCGAACCGUCGUCACGAGAUCAUGCAACGGAGUGUAGACGAGAUGCACCAACGCGUAGGUGAGAUGAUGCAAGAGCGCUCGGAGGCCAUCAUACGCUCUUCGUGGGAAAAGUACAGUGUUGAAAUUGCAGAUGUUUUUGAAACCGCUUCAUUAAAGGCUGGAAGCGGUGGUGGCAGGGGAGGAAACAGCAGGAACAGCAUCAGCAACGGCCAGUUGAUGCAUGCUAGUACACUUGGGGGGGCAGUUAACGGUGUAGCCGCUGCGGGCACCGCGUUGCAGUCUCAUGCAGGUGUUGUAGCGCUGCUAAACGGUCGUGACACCGCAUCGACGAAGGCCCUCGCCAAAGUUUCUGCCUUUGCGCACAUCGUUCACACUCAGCCGCCGCAAAAAUGGAGUUCACACUUUACCAAUCACGUUGUUGACGACACUCCAAAUUCAGUGGAGGAGGUGGCCGUUCUGUGGACCACCGUUGGGCACAUCUUGCAGCCCAUAAUAGAACGUGGCUCUGCAGCGACAUCAAUAACUUACGUCAGCUCCAGCCGGCGGGUGAUGGAACGGAAGGCUUUGGCGGCGGUUUUCUCCAUCAUGCUGAAGGUCGAGUCAGAUCGCCUCUCUGAUAUGGAAAACAUGCACGCAACCCGCUUCAUCGGCGUUGUGGAGCGCUACACUUCUUCAUCUAAUCCGUGGGCACACAUAUUUACCUCGAUGCGCUGCGGCCGCUACGAUGCGGCGGCAGCCAUUGCGGCUGCUGCUGGUUUCGGUUUAGUGGAAAAGACUCUUAGUUCCUAUGCCUCGGGGAACGUGAUGGAACAGUACACACCGUCUUGCCCGUUAGAACUUCGUGCUCUUUAUUCAGAGGAUUGCACACGCUCAGAUCCCUACAGACAUACUGUUCUCUUUCUGUUGCUUGCGGGGAAAACUGGGGAGAGCAAUGAGGUGGUUCAAUCGACAGUAGCGUCAUUGUCGUCAAAGGUUGCCCGGUCGCUGGAAGACACGUUAUGGAUACGACUUUUUUGUCUCCACACCGUUGAUGCAAAUAACAGUGAGAAGAUACAGUCCUUGUCAGAUAUGCAGCGGUUACUGUUAGAUGAUAUGCAGGAUCUGGUCGCACUGACACGCGGUAAUGUUGUUCGUUUGGCGUCUUUAAUGUUCCAUGCAUUAUUGCCGUCCUCGGGGGUUCGACUGCUGACGGAAAAUGACUCCACAUACGUCGAUGGUGUCCACCUCGCGAUGUGCUUUCACAACAGCAAGAUGCUCCAAUGCAGUGAUGCGGAGGUUCCACUCGACCUUAGCCGUGCCAUACAGCAGUACUGCUCCAUCGCACUACUCGACGCCGACAGACGUCGGAUGAAUGCUUCCCAAGUAGGACCAGCCAUUUUCUGGUACUUCUUUCGCACUGGUCUUAUUGACACGUUUGUGGACUACUGCAGUAACGAAUUGGUGUGUGCGAAGCUAUUUGGUCAGCGUGCUGGUGGUGGCAGUAACGAUGGUGCGCUCUUUCAACACGGGGGUGUACCCCCCAACGAACUUUUGGAUGCAAUGGUGCGCAUCGCUGAGGACGCAAUCGCACGGGGAAAGACAGAGCUUGCGGUACAUGUACUAACGGUGUUGGACCAUGCUGCCACACUCGUUUCGGAUGACGCUCGAUCAGGGUAUGCACUCAGCCGCGCUGUGCAGAAGAUUUGCCCAGCACUCGCACAGGCAUUUCACAAUGAACCUACGAGUGAAAGUGCAAAUCUCUUCGUGCACGCCGCCGUUCUUCGGGAGCGGUUGGCGCAAACGAAAUGUGUAAUUCCAUCGGCCCAGACGGACACUUUCCACCUGCUGUGCCGGAUGGGCGAAGUGCACGCUAACGCCGUGCGCGGUAACGCCGAGAUGGCAGUACGAUGCUUCUGUAACCUUCCUUUUGUCCCGGCAAGUCCCGCCGAUGUUGAGCGGUGUGCAGAACUUUUUGAUACAGCACCAGACACCGUGGCAACUGCGGCGCCACCGAUCAUUAUCCACGCACUGCGGCAGUUGUUGCGUCUUGUGAAAGAGCAGAGGGCGUUGCAUGAUGGGGCGAGUGACGAACUGCUGUUGCAACGAAAUCAGGCACAGCAAAUUAUUGCAUGGGUGCGUCGCUGGAAGAGGCAUAUGAACCGCUCUCUCUUAGAUGAGCUAAUCGUUCUAGAGCGGUUGUUUGUGCAGUGA
Trypanosoma brucei brucei TREU927 is the source of this 2652-nucleotide messenger RNA. Its product is annotated as nucleoporin interacting component NUP93. The coding region runs from base 1 to 2652 and encodes 883 amino acids. Gene Ontology annotation, molecular function: structural constituent of nuclear pore. Gene Ontology annotation, biological process: protein import into nucleus; poly(A)+ mRNA export from nucleus. Gene Ontology annotation, cellular component: nuclear pore. NCBI's taxonomy places the organism in Eukaryota, Euglenozoa, Kinetoplastea, Trypanosomatida, Trypanosomatidae. The transcript has a single exon. The record is from RefSeq and is a predicted model, not a curated record.